This is a messenger RNA of Styela clava, 765 nucleotides long. The record is from RefSeq and is a predicted model, not a curated record. NCBI's taxonomy places the organism in Eukaryota, Metazoa, Chordata, Ascidiacea, Stolidobranchia, Styelidae.
AUUUUCGACUUUCUAAAAAUAUGUGCGGCCCGCCAAUGACUUAGAACCCUUAAUUUAGGCCCGCGAGCGACUAAAGGUUGCCGACCCCUGCUGUCCACUCCACAGCGUGGAAAGUUGUCAAUAAAUUCUCUUUUUUAGUUGGAGGAAAAACUCAAAACGGCGAUGCCAGAAUUGCAGAAUAAACCAUACUACGAAGACGCUAUCAAAAAUAUCAAAGAACACGAAGACAAUUACAAUGAUGAUAAUUAUAUUGCAGUCAAUAUUGAUGAUUGGGUGCCUGUUAGCAGUGCCAAGGUUGUGAAGCCGGAGCCGCGGCCUGCAACCACGGAAUCGGGGCCUGGAACCACGGAGCCGGGACCUGGAACCACGGAAUCGGGGCCUGGAACCACGGAGCCGGGACCUGGAACCACGAAGUCGGGGCCUGCAACCACGGAAUCGGGGCCUGGAACCACGGAGCCGGGACCUGGAACCACGAAGUCGGGGCCUGCAACCACGGAAUCGGGGCCUGGAACCACGGAGCCGGGGCCUGGAACCACGGAAUCGGGGCCUGGAACCACGGAGCCGGGACCUGGAACCACGAAGUCGGGGCCUGCAACCACGGAAUCGGGGCCUGGAACCACGGAGCCGGGACCUGGAAACACGGAAUCGGGCCUGGAACCACGGAACCGGGACCUGGAACCACGGAAUCGGGGCCUGGAACCACCGAGCCGUGACAUUUCGAUGCAGCUGCAGUCGGAGCUGGAGCCAAGCUUGAGCCGGCGCUAG